Messenger RNA from Acanthamoeba castellanii str. Neff, 1170 nucleotides. Its product is annotated as CDPalcohol phosphatidyltransferase superfamily protein. The record is from RefSeq and is a predicted model, not a curated record. Gene Ontology annotation, cellular component: membrane. The transcript is spliced from 11 exons. Lineage: Eukaryota; Discosea; Longamoebia; Acanthamoebidae. Gene Ontology annotation, biological process: phospholipid biosynthetic process. Gene Ontology annotation, molecular function: phosphotransferase activity, for other substituted phosphate groups. The coding region runs from base 1 to 1170 and encodes 389 amino acids.
AUGCACAUCUCCUCGGAGCACCUCGGCAACCUGCACAAGUACAAGUACAGUGUCAUCGACGUCAGUCCGUUGAGUAUUUAUGUGCUGCAGCCCUACUGGAACUACUCCAUCCGGUUUGUGCCCCACUGGAUCGCGCCCAACCUCGUGACGCUCUUCGGAUUCUUCGGGCUGCUGGCCAACUAUUUGGUGGUGGCCUACCACCUGCCCCUCAUGGAGGGUCCCGCUCCUGCCUGGGUCUUUGCUCUCUCCGCUUUGGCCAUCGAAUGGUAUUCGCUACUGGACAACCUGGACGGGCGCCAGGCGCGCCGCACCGGCACGUCGUCUCCCCUGGGCGAACUCUUCGAUCACGGCUGCGAUUGCCUCGCUGUUGCCGUGGGAGCGUGCACGGCGUCGUGCAUCUACCAAUUCGGCACCUUCUACUCGAUGCUCGAGCUCGUCACCAUGUCCGCCGCCUUCUGGCUGGCCUCCUGGGAAGAGUACCACACGGGCACCUUCUUCCUGGGGUUCUUCAACGGGCCGACGGAGGGACUCAAGAUCCUCCUCUUCUCCUACCUGUGGACGGCGUUCGCAGGGCCGCAGUUUUGGCUGCAGAAUUGGAAGGCCGUGCUGCCCUUCGCCCUCCCCGGUGAGUGGCCCGACUGGGAAGUGCGCACCGUGUGCGUCUUCCUCUCGGUGACUCCCAUGCUCGUCACCUUCUACUACAACAUUAAGUCGGUGCUGGCGCACAAGGCCAAGACGAACCAGCCUGUGGGGCCAGCUCUCAAGGGCGUGGCCACUUUCUUCAUCUACUGGGCCAUGGUCGCCCUCUGGUAUACCGCCAGCAGGUCCCUGUGGUCGGCCCACCCUCACGCCCUGCAAAUGGCGGUCGGCAUCGGGUUUGGCGAAAUGUCGUCGCGGCUCAUUUUGAGCCAUCUGUGCAAGAUGGAGUACGCCCUGCUGCAGCGCCCGAUGCUGCCCCUGGCCCUCGCCGUCCUGUGCUCCCUGUCGCCGCACGUGCUCCCAGCGAGCCUCGGGGUCGCCAUCGACGAGGAGCUGGUGAUGUGGGCCUACCUCGCCAUCACCAUCGUGGGGUUCGUGCACUAUGCGUGGACCAUCGUGAACGAGAUAACAGCCUUCCUCGGCAUCUCCUGCCUCAGCAUCCCCAAGGCCAAGUGGUACAAAGGCCAAUAG